This is a messenger RNA of Dendronephthya gigantea, 2101 nucleotides long. RefSeq lists its product as uncharacterized. Gene Ontology annotation, cellular component: trans-Golgi network. NCBI's taxonomy places the organism in Eukaryota, Metazoa, Cnidaria, Anthozoa, Malacalcyonacea, Nephtheidae. The record is from RefSeq and is a predicted model, not a curated record. The transcript is spliced from 8 exons. Bases 261 to 1040 code for a protein of 259 amino acids.
ACUAGGUAUUCUACAACAGUAUAACUGUUACGUCAUUUACCAAUCUCGUUCCCCGAGCCCGCGAUUUCUCUGGUAAUAUACGUGUUGAAGCCACUGAGCUAUAUAUAGUGGAAAAUGAAAGUCAACCGAUCUCGUGACCGUCUUAUGCUUUUGACAUUAUAAUAUAUAAUAUAGUACAGUUCUCGUAAUGUGGUGAAUUUAAGUGGAACUUAGUCAAUACUGGCAAAGAAAUAGAUCAGAAUAAUAAGAAUUGCGUUUCAAUGAGGCACAACAUGAUCCUAGCAUUUAAAAUUUGGUCAAUCUUUUUUAUUGCUAUUUGUUUUUCCUUUACCACUUGCAUAAAUGCUGAGAGUUAUCAUUGCAAAAAAGUGGAGUGUGGAUGUGAAUAUACUUUUAAUGGAACAACAUAUAAAAUUUCAUUGGAAGGAAUCAGUAAGAAAAACAAAAAAGUGACAGUUGGCUACUGGACCUACUAUAUUAAUCCAUGUUAUGGGUUCUCAGUAAGCGAUGCCCAUUGCGAUGAUGUCAGAGUGUGCCAAGCUGCAGGAGAUGGAUCUUUUCCUCUUGCAAAAGAUAUAAACAAUUAUGGUGAAUAUGAUGCAGCCAAAAAAUCAGUGACUGUUAAUUAUUCACCGGUUACCUACCAGGAUAAACAGCGUACUGUGCAAUUAAUUGUGAUUGAAGCCAGCGAAGCUCCACCAGAUGUAGAAAUAGAUGGCCUCACUUUUAAAAUCACAAUGAAAUCACCAAGCCUAGCACCUCAUAAAGUUCAACCAAGUUCAAAUCAGGGAAAAAAAGGAAACCUUAGCACUGGUAGUAUCCUUGUCAUAACUUUCUUUGUCGUUCUCGUUAUUUAUCUUGUGUCUGGAGCUCUAUUUAUGAAGUACAGAAGAGGUGCGACUGGGAAAGAAAUUGUACCCAAUGUUGAUUUUUGGUCAUCGAUUCCAGGAUUGGUUAAGGAUGGCUGUGUCUUUUUUGGCAAGAAAAUGAAAGGACUGUGCGAACGCUGUUGCAAUAGAGAAGGAUACAAUGAAAUAUAAUUUCGUAUAAAAGUUCAGUUAUCAAGGACAACAUUUUAAUAGACUGUUAAAAUUCAAUUUUCUACGUGAUUGAUCAGUUGACGGAAUUUCUCAAAUGCUGUGGGCCGUCGCUAAAUAUAACUAGGAUAAUUCAGCACAAUUCAGAAUGCACAGUAAUAUAAGGCCGGUCAGUCCCGAAAGGCCAGUCCCAUUUUUCAUUCAAGGCAUAUUUCCAGUAUGCAAAUGAACUUGAAAAACAAAGACUUCAGCUCAUUAAUUAACAUUAGGUUCGGCACAUGAAAAGUUCGAUGUCUGAAACAGGCCUAAAGCCCAACGCCGCACACGUGAGCUAUUAGCUGAGCUAAAGAUCACGCGUCGCUGUUAGCUCAGCAAGUUACUCUCGUGUGCGAAUAGUUUUUCGUGAGGAAUUCGCCUCGAGAGGCAAGUUUCUCUCGUGUGCGGAUGGUUUUCGGGCUGAGCUAGCUGCCACGCGAAUUCGUUAGCUCAGCUGAUAGCUCUCGUGUGCGGCGGGCUUAAGGCCUAGGUUAUAUGUCACAUUUUGGUCGCGUCGAAUGCAAUUCGAGCAAUAGAUAAUGAGAUGAUAUAAUGAAGCUUAACGAGGUUUACCAUCUUAUUUCUAAUUGCAUUCGACGCGACGAAAAUGCGACUUAUAACCUAAUGCAUAGGCUUAAGCAACGACAAGGCGAAAUAUUACCGUUAUUGAAUUGACAUUGAUUUGGCAUAAGUACUUGUAUGAUUUGUAAAUGGAUAUUUUUCACUGAAUUUUCAAUCCCGUGACCGUGUGAUUUAUCCCUAGUAUUAUUAUUAGUCAGGAUGAGCGUGAAGGAGUCCCAAAGUUUGAUAAUUAACUGCUUGUUUAUAACAAGAUUUUUGUAGUCAAUUAGCGCGAAAGUUGGCCAAUCACAAUCAAGGAUUUAGAGUUUAUACCCGUUGAUAAAGAGAUUGCCGAGUUUUAUCGGAAAAUAUAACUGACACAAGGUUUUUGUUGAAAAUUGCAAAAAUUGCACAUUACCAGGGUGAGGCCAGGGUGAUUCCAAAUUAAUAAAACUUUUCGUUCAAUC